AUGGUCUCCUUCUGGCCCUGGAGGGCCAACGACUCCUCCCCUGCCUCUUUUGAGAAGACGCUCUCCGCACUCUCGGCAAAGAUCACCGACACCCAGGCCAGACUCGAUGGCGCGCGAGCCACCUCCCGUCGCAUCAGGGUGCUCUGGUCGCUGUACCUUGCCUUCGCCUAUCUCGUUUACUCCAUUGUCAUUUUCCUCGUCGUCGGCAUGAAUAGCAUGGGCGCCUGGGAAUGGUCCGGUGUCGCUGGGGGUCCGGUUGUUAUCUACCUUACGCGAACCACUGUAACAGCUUUCUUCAACUACCGUAUCGACUCGCUGUCUGCCCGCCUCAAGGAGCAGCAGGCCGAGCGCGCCAAGACGAUUCAGAAGCUCAAGGAGGCAACCCGGUACGAUACCACAUUGGAGCUCCUCGAGAAGUACGGCGGCAACGAAGGCAAGGGCAAGGGCAGAAAGCAAAGCGUCACCGAUGACGAGAAGAGGCAGCAGCAACAUCAGCAGAGGCAACAACAUGGAGGUAGACACAACGAGAGCGCCGCCGGGGGCCGGACGAACAUCCCCCCUCCGGCCACAGCCAACAUCCAGCGACGGGACGGCCCCUUCCCCGGCCCAGCUUCGCCUGCCCCGCCCGGCAUUCAAGCCGGACAGCGCCCGCCGCAGACUCCAAAUGGCCUCGAGCCGACGGAAGAGUUCGCGCCCAACGCAUACGCUCACCCGCCGCCUCCGCCGGCCAAAUCGCAGCACUUUGCGCAGGCCGACGGCACCCCCGGCUCGUCCCACUGGUACGACCGCAUCAUGGACCUCCUUCUCGGCGAGGAUGAGACGGCGUCUAAGAACAGGAUCGCCCUCAUCUGCGCCAACUGCCGGCUCGUUAACGGCCAGGCCCCGCCGGGUACCAAGACGCUGUCUGAGAUCGGCACAUGGAAAUGCAUGGGCUGCGGGGCCGCCAACGGCGAGAUGGACGAAGGCAAGCGCAUUAUGCAGGAGGUCCUGGGGUCGCGAGGCGGCGGCGGCGGCGGUAACGGUGACGGGGUUCCCGCUGGCGAGGAGUUCAAGGAGUCGGAUAGUGACGACUCGGACCCAGCGGUCGGGGUGGAGGACUCGAACGGCGGAGCGAAGGCUACGGGCAGACAAGGUCCGGGUCCUGCGGCGGCGGCGACGAAGAAGCGCAAGGGCAAGGGCGGCAAGUGA
Messenger RNA from Colletotrichum higginsianum IMI 349063, 1188 nucleotides. RefSeq lists its product as uncharacterized. Gene Ontology annotation, cellular component: endoplasmic reticulum tubular network. The record is from RefSeq and is a predicted model, not a curated record. NCBI's taxonomy places the organism in Eukaryota, Fungi, Ascomycota, Sordariomycetes, Glomerellales, Glomerellaceae. Bases 1 to 1188 code for a protein of 395 amino acids. The transcript has 3 exons. Gene Ontology annotation, biological process: endoplasmic reticulum tubular network organization.